Messenger RNA from Sipha flava (yellow sugarcane aphid), 1671 nucleotides. RefSeq names its product major facilitator superfamily domain-containing protein 10 (gene rtet). Gene Ontology annotation, cellular component: brush border membrane. The transcript has 9 exons. Bases 217 to 1554 code for a protein of 445 amino acids. Lineage: Eukaryota; Metazoa; Arthropoda; Insecta; Hemiptera; Aphididae. Gene Ontology annotation, molecular function: transmembrane transporter activity. The record is from RefSeq and is a predicted model, not a curated record. Gene Ontology annotation, biological process: transmembrane transport.
AAAACAAGAGUAGUUAAAUGUACUGAUAAACAACUUUCUAUUUUUUGGUUCAAAGGUGAAAGUAGAUAUUUGAUUUUAUAUUCUUAUACAUAUUAACACUAUUUAUUAUGUAACAUAUGUCAGUUGUAAAUUUAUGAUUUUAUUAUUUUAUUGUGUUAUUCUUCUGGAAAACCAAGUAUUUUAUUUUAUUUGGGUUGAACAAUUUUUUUCAUUUAUAUGGCAUCCAAUAGCUCUCAAAAUGUUACUGGAUAUGUCGUGUUUAUUUCAUUAUUGUUUGAUUUAUUGGCGUUUACUAUGAUACUACCACUUUUCCCGUCAUUAUUAGAUUAUUACAAACAAAAUGAUUCUGAUGGAUUAUAUCAAUGGUUGGAAAAACACAUAAGUGUUUUUCAGAAAAUAAUUGGUGUACCAGAUAGGUUUAAUGGAGUUUUAUUUGGUGGUAUACUAGGCUCAUUGUUUUCAUUUUUACAAUUUGCUUCUUCACCUAUUCUCGGCGGUAUAAGUGAUGUUUAUGGGCGUAAGCCAGUUAUGAUAAUAUGUUUAAUUGGCAUAUUAUCUUCGUACAUAAUUUGGUCAAAAGCAACAACAUUUUCUCUAUUUGUUUGGUCACGUAUUAUUGGUGGACUUAGUAAAGGUAAUGUUAGUUUAUCAAUGGCUAUAGUUACAGAUGUGUAUGUUCCAGAAAAACGUGGAAGAGGAAUGGCAAUGAUUGGAAUAGCUUUUUCAGUAGGAUUUGUAUUUGGCCCUAUGAUAGGAGCAGCUUAUGCUAAAUGGUCUCAUAGUCAAGAAGGGGAUUGGUUUGUACAACCCGCCUUAUUAGCUGUCAUUUUAACCAUAAUCAAUAUAAUUUUUGUAUUUUUUGCAUUUAAUGAAUCACUUCCAAAAAGAAAUCGAGCUCUAUCUGUUGUUGGAAAAUUAUCAGAAGCUUUUACAUACAUAAAUAUAAUAGAUUUAUUCAAAUUUAAAUUGUUAAUUGGUAUUGUCCCAUCUGAAGAUGUUAAGAAGUUACGUUCUUUGGGUAGUAUCUACUUUAUGUAUUUAUUUUUAUAUUCUGGUUUGGAAUUCACAUUAACAUUUUUGACACAUAAUAAAUUUGGAUAUACUUCAAUGCAACAAGGUUGGAUGUUUUUCGGUAUUGGUGUUACCAUGGCUUUAUUACAAGGUGGAUGGGUUCGAAAAAUACCUCCAUCACGUACAGCAAAAACUGCAACUUUGGGCCUUUUGUUAAUCUCUCCAUCAUUUAUAUGCAUUGGAAUGGCUGAAUCUCCUCCACUUUUAAUACUUGGUUUAUUUCUUUAUGCAGUUUCUACUUCUAUUGUAGUACCAUGUAUGACUACAUUAGCAUCACAUUAUGGAUCUGAUGCGCACAAAGGCAAAGCAAUGGGUACAUUUCGUUCUUUAGGAGCUUUAGCUAGGGCAAUUGGACCGGUUUUUGCUUCAAUAUUAUAUUGGUCAGUCGGUCCAAAGAUAACAUAUUUUAUUGGAGGUACUUUAUUGUUAUUGCCUUGGUUUUUAUUGAAGAAGACUUUGAAAGACACUAAAGAAAAAAAAUAAUUUAUAUGAUAUUAAAGAAAAAAAAUUUCAUCUAUAAUAAAUUUAAUGCAAUAUUUAUUUAUGUUAAAAUUAGCAAAAGAAUACUAUACUUUAUGGUAAACAUCUAUGAACGAUAAA